Molecule: messenger RNA, 1350 nt
Organism: Nestor notabilis (Kea)
Lineage: Eukaryota; Metazoa; Chordata; Aves; Psittaciformes; Psittacidae
Gene: VGLL3
Product: vestigial-like family member 3
Exons: 3
Biological process (GO): regulation of transcription by RNA polymerase II
Cellular component (GO): nucleus
Source: RefSeq, a predicted model, not a curated record
AAGAAGUUAGCUGUAUACAACAAGAUGCAGGAGUCUCUGGAAGUGACCCUUCCCAGCAAGCAAGAGGAGGAUGAGAAAGACCAGCCUGCUGAGAUGGAGUACCUUAACUCUCGCUGCGUCCUUUUCACUUACUUCCAGGGAGAUAUUGGUUCAGUUGUGGAUGAACACUUUUCAAGAGCUUUGAGCCAAGCCAGUAGCUUCAAUCCAGAAACUGCCCUUACCAAGAGCAAGGCAGGGCUAAGUCCUCUGUGGAGAGAAAGCUCAACAAUUUCAAGCCAAAGGAGCAGUUUCCCAACUUCAUUUUGGACCAGCUCUUAUCAGCCUCCACCUCCACCAUGCUUAAGUGGAGUACACCACGAUUUCCCCGUUACUGCACCAGGCACCUUCUCAGCACCAGAUCCCAGCAGCUGGCCAGGACACGGCCUUCAUCAGACUGCCCCACCUCCUCCCCCUGCUGCAUCCGAAUCCUGGCAUUAUCCUUUAGCAUCUCAGGUGAGCCCUUCGUAUGCACACAUGCAUGACGUGUACAUGCAUCGCCAUCACCCUCAUCCACACAUGCACCAUCACCAUCCCAGCUCACACCGUGACCCCCGGUACGGGUCCCUGCUGAUGCCUUCAGUCCGUGCAGCCAGGAUUCCUGCUCCCCAGUGUGACGUGACAAAGACAGAUCCCACUGCUGUCACCAGCGCUACCUCAGCAUGGGCUGGAGCCUUUCAUGGAACGGUGGACAUUGUGCCAAGUUUUGGGUUUGACACAGGUCUACAGCAUCAGGACAAGAACAAGGAAACUUCUUGGUUCUGAAGCUCAGAUAAAUUAAGACCAGCUAGAGCUGGAGUCAGCGCAGCUGGGCGGGUGAUAUAAGAGUCGUUGACUCCUCCAUGGGGCAAAGGACACACAUGAAGAUGAAGAGCCAACCAUUCUGGUUUUGCUAUUGAGCCUUUUGUUUGUAAGGCCGUUUAUGGGUCCCACAGUGUUGGAAAAAAACAAAACCCUAACUUUUCUUUCUUUCCUCAUCUGAGCCUGCUGCAGCUGGGCAACCUAACUCCUUUCUGCUCCUUUAACAGUGUUUCGUUUUGUUCAGCUUGAUAUUUUUUGAACAGUCUCAAUUGUCAGGAAAAAGACUCUCCGUUGACUACAGUGCGCCUCCUUUCAGGAAUACAGUAUUUUGUAGCUCUUUGUGCGUCUAUUUUUGUAGAAAUACAGAAAGUUUGGGUAAGGAUCGAUGGGCUAUUUUAGGAUGACAUAUUUUUUUAAAAAAAAAUUGUAAAAUUGUUAAGUUCUGUUUAAAGAACUUGCUCUCAGAGAAGCACUGGCAAAAAAAAAAGUAUAAAAUGCUAUUUUUAGAUGUCU